Messenger RNA from Aphanomyces invadans, 429 nucleotides. RefSeq lists its product as hypothetical. The transcript has 4 exons. The coding region runs from base 1 to 429 and encodes 142 amino acids. Gene Ontology annotation, cellular component: cytosol. The record is from RefSeq and is a predicted model, not a curated record. NCBI's taxonomy places the organism in Eukaryota, Oomycota, Saprolegniomycetes, Saprolegniales, Verrucalvaceae.
AUGGACUUUGAAGCGUUGGUGAACGAAGUCGAAUCUGCGGUCCAUGAUACGCCGCAAGCGACCAAAUCGCACCAGCGCCACACGAUUCUGUCGCGCUUGGACAAACCCGCGUCGUCAACGUACUCGUAUGCCAAGACAUUGCCAUCCCACCACGCCAAGUCGGACUUGGACGAGCUGCUCGACCUCGUGGAUGGCCCGGACACGGCCAAAUCAACCGCAACGGACGUUCGAAGCACCGCCCCGCCAGCCAUGGCUUCUUCGCACAGACCGGUCGGCGCAUCGGGCUCGUCGAAAAGGUGCAUUGCCGUGUACCUGGGAGGGUCUCAAAUGAAGCAUGGUGUGGCCACGAGCUCGGUGAACCCACAAGCAUGCUCCAACCUGCGGUGCACUGACUGUGACUUCCUCGUUGUCCAGUUUGAACACUCGUAA